Dama dama (fallow deer) is the source of this 1260-nucleotide messenger RNA. RefSeq names its product DTW domain containing 1 (gene DTWD1). Gene Ontology annotation, molecular function: tRNA-uridine aminocarboxypropyltransferase activity. The coding region runs from base 287 to 1192 and encodes 301 amino acids. Gene Ontology annotation, cellular component: nucleus. NCBI's taxonomy places the organism in Eukaryota, Metazoa, Chordata, Mammalia, Artiodactyla, Cervidae. Gene Ontology annotation, biological process: tRNA modification. The record is from RefSeq and is a predicted model, not a curated record. The transcript is spliced from 6 exons.
CGCCCGGAAAGCGCUCCGCCGCGGCCAGGCGGGACCGGGGCCGGGCGCGCAGCUUGGGCUCCGGCGGAGCGGAAGACGCGUGGAGCUGUGUGAGGACCCGCGGGCUGUGCAGAAUCUAACCUGCAAACCAUCUGAAAUUGUGUGCAGAAUACUGCAUCUGUAAGUGCAUUUACUAGAGAGAAGGUCAAAGACUCUCAUGCAGUCUUAAAAGGAUCUGAGCCUCAAGAAAAGUGCAUCUACAAUAUGUGUUUUAGAAAUAAAAGUUAAACUUUGAUUUGAAUGAAAAAUGUCUCUCAGUACACCUAUAUUUCUCAAAGAAAGGGAAGAAGAUAAUUCAAAAUUUGUGGAAAUACAGCAGUCACAAACUACAUGCAUAGCUGCAGAAGAUCCUCUUCAAAACUUAUGCUUAGCAUCUCAAGAAGUUCUCAAAAAAGCUCAGCAAAAUGGAAGAUCAAAAUGUCUGAAGUGUGGUGGUUCAAGAAUGUUCUACUGCUAUACAUGUUACGUCCCAGUUGAGAAUGUACCUGUUGAACAGAUACCACAUGUGAAGCUACCAUUGAAGAUUGACAUCAUUAAACAUCCAAAUGAAACAGAUGGCAAAAGCACCGCUGUACAUGCAAAACUCUUAGCACCUGAAUUUGUAAAUAUUUAUACAUAUCCGUGUAUUCCAGAAUAUGAAGAAAAGGACCAUGAAGUUGCACUUGUAUUUCCUGGACCGAAGUCUGUUUCAGUAAAAGAUAUUUCUUUUCAUCUGCAAAAAAAGAGUCAAAAUAGCAUUAGAGGCAAAAAUGAUGACCUUGAUAAGCCAUCCAUUAAACGCAAGAAAACUGAAGAACAGAAUUUGAAUGACAGCAAAUGCAAAGCCACAACACUGAAAAAAAUUGUGUUCAUAGACAGCACCUGGAACCAAACAAACAAAAUAUUCACUGAUGAGAGACUUCAAGGGUUGCUACAAGUUGAGUUGAAAACAAGAAAAACUUGCUUUUGGCGCCAUCAAAAAGGAAAGCCAGAUACCUUCCUUUCCACGAUUGAAGCCAUUUACUACUUUCUGGUAGACUAUCAUACUGAUAUAUUAAAAGAGAAAUACAAAGGACAAUAUGAUAAUCUUUUAUUUUUCUACUCUUUUAUGCACCAGUUGAUAAAGAAUGCCAAGUGCCCUGGAGACAAGGAAACAAGAAAACUUACCCAUUAGUUUUUUAAAAGUUACUCAUGUAAUUUUAUUUUGCUAAAAUCAAUAAAAUUAUAAUUGUGCUUUGUUUA